Molecule: messenger RNA, 330 nt
Organism: Elephantulus edwardii (Cape elephant shrew)
Lineage: Eukaryota; Metazoa; Chordata; Mammalia; Macroscelidea; Macroscelididae
Gene: MPC1
Product: mitochondrial pyruvate carrier 1
Exons: 5
Coding region: 1-330 (109 amino acids)
Biological process (GO): pyruvate import into mitochondria
Cellular component (GO): mitochondrial inner membrane
Source: RefSeq, a predicted model, not a curated record
AUGGCGGGCGCGCUGGUGCGGAAGGCGGCCGACUACGUCCGCAGCAAGGACUUCCGGGACUACCUCAUGAGCACACACUUCUGGGGGCCAGUAGCCAACUGGGGUCUCCCCAUCGCUGCCAUCAAUGACAUGAAGAAGUCUCCGGAGAUCAUCAGCGGCCGGAUGACGUUUGCGCUCUGCUGUUACUCUCUGACGUUCAUGAGAUUCGCCUACAAGGUCCAGCCUCGAAACUGGCUCCUGUUUGCUUGCCAUGCGACCAACGAGGUGGCCCAGCUCAUCCAGGGAAGCCGGCUCAUCAGAUACGAGCUGAGUAAAAAGGCAGCUGCAUAG